Trichoplusia ni (cabbage looper) is the source of this 2340-nucleotide messenger RNA. RefSeq lists its product as uncharacterized. The transcript has 9 exons. Lineage: Eukaryota; Metazoa; Arthropoda; Insecta; Lepidoptera; Noctuidae. The record is from RefSeq and is a predicted model, not a curated record. Bases 187 to 2340 code for a protein of 717 amino acids.
UCUCCUUCCGUGGGUGCCUGUCAAAGUGAAUUAAGUAGGUAGUGUCAUGUCAUGUUGAGAGUUUAAGUUUAUCUGCAGUUUUUGGUAUUAUUUUCUUUAUUAAAGUGUUAAAUUGUUAUUAACAAUUAUUGGAAGGUGAUAUAUUUGGAGUUCUUCAUGUACUAUAACAUGUGAUAUUUACUUGCCAUGGAAGAGGAGAGCACAGCCUGUAGCGGCGAAGCCGCGCCGCCUACAGACACACAGUCCAAUGACGAAGUUCCUAAUCAUGUCACAAAGCCUGAAGGCGAAAGCCUCACUUCUAGUGUUAAACAUGUAGAUAUUAAAGACCAAAGUGAAAAUAUGAAAAGCAGUGACGAAAAAACAGAACAAGAAAAUAAAAAAGAGGAUGGUACUGUUAUCAUUGAAACAAUCAAUGAAUGUGGCAAAAGUCUUGCACCCUUACUGAAGGAAACAACAUUCUUGGAGCCCGAGCCAAGCGAACCAAAUGAUGAUGCUAGAUCUCUGGGUGACCUGGACAGCCUACCCGCUGGUGAUGAACUAGUGCUGGGCGCCGCAGGUAGUGACAGCGGUGUGGAGGGCUGCGGCCGAGCCCUCAGCAGUGGCGGUGGAUCCCGGUCGUGUGCUUCCAGUGUAGUGUCGUGCGGUUCCGGUUGUGGUUCUGAAAGUUCGUCCCUGGCCGGAGCGCCGCCGCGACCGCGACGUCGCGUCAAUGUCAACGUUACUGAACCGAAGCGUAGUUCGCCUGUUGGCACGACAACCGCGCGACCUGUAACGGCACCCCGCGGCCCUAACCUAGCCACUCGUGAACGCGCCAGAAGUCGAGAGAAACCUACUCCACCUGAAAAACCUCGACCACUUACGCCAAAGCCACGCAUUCGACCGACUGCUGAUUUGCCCAAUCUUGUUCGAGAAAGUCCUGCACUGCGCGCAAAACCCACCAAAACAUCAACAGCCAGAUGCCGGACGCCUAACUCCCCCAGUGAAGAAAAGAGAUGGCCUUCAAAUGGGCCGCGGCUUGCUACAGUGGUGGACGCUAACGCAACAAGAGCGGCGGCUGACAAGUAUGCCACCUUACCGCGGAGGCGUCGGGAAGCGGACCCAGAGGGAUCACCAAAACACGACAGCACUCCGCCAUCGUCACGACGUCCCACCAUCACACGCUCCGCUUCCUCACGCUCCACAAUAAAGGCGCGAGUACGCAUCUACGCUGAGAAAACGUCACAGACAGUGCUCAAUGGAACAGACAUUGAGUCAGCUCUGGCGGGGAUUGUGCCAAAUAUAGAAAAAGUGGAAGUAUCUCGCUGUCACCGCGGCGUGCAAGCCAGCGCUCGGGACGCGGAGGCAACGCGCCUUGCCAACGCAUUAGCCGCAGCGGCUGAAGAACGAGAGAGGCGGCAGAGAGCCGAGGCUCAGCUGGCGGCGGAGCGAGCGGCGAGACUCGCAGCCAUCGCCGAGCUGGACCGCAACUCACAGAGACUGCUCGACCUGGCUGGAGCUGGCGCGGGAGCUGGUGCGGACGGCUGCCUGCGUGCGCUGGAAGAACAACUGCGCUCCGCCGGCGAGCUGGCCGCGAAGCAGCGCGCGGAGAUCGACGCGCUCAGGGAACAAUGUAACAAGCUACAUGUGGAGGCAUGCAGCGCCCGCGAGUGCGCGCGCCUGGCGGAGGCUCGCCUGGGCGAGGCGGAGCGCGAGGCGGCCGAGAUGCAGGACUUCCUGGCCGCAGAAACCGGCGCGCUCAGCGACUCCCUCAGGGACGCCGAGCUCGAGCUGGCCAGGGUCAAUGCUGAUCUCGACAGGAGACGCGCCGAGUGCCGGCAGCUGGUCCGCAUGUGCGAGCAGCGGCGCCAGGAGACGCUGGCGGCGGCGGCGCGCGGGCGCGGCGGCGGCGGCGCGCGCGCCCUCGCCGCGCUGGACGCGCUCGCCGCGCGCCUCGCCCGCCUCACGCGCGCCGUCCACCACGCCUACAGGCUGCCCAGCGACCUCGAGCCCACUGUCUACCAUAACGACCUAUACAGCCGCAGUGACAGCGGUGAGGCUCUAUCGCCGGAAGAGGAGCAAGCUGGUGGCGGGUUGUUGGCCAACGUAGCGCGAGCGUUGCGCAACGCGGCCCCGCCCCCGGCCGCGACCACUGCGCAGGCGCAACGCGAGGAUGAUCGCUCGCACGUGUCGGACGAAAACGACAACUCAGCUGACUUACUUGACUCUGAGACUGAACCUUGUCUUGUUACUGAUCCAGAAUGCGCCGAGGAAUGGUGGUCUGGUGCGGAAGGCGCGGGCGCUUGGAGUGGCGACGAAUUGUCGCCGGAAAGAGACUUCUAUGCGGACGAGAAAGGUUCAUAA